Molecule: messenger RNA, 1594 nt
Organism: Chelonoidis abingdonii (Abingdon island giant tortoise)
Lineage: Eukaryota; Metazoa; Chordata; Testudines; Testudinidae
Gene: TOMM40L
Product: translocase of outer mitochondrial membrane 40 like
Biological process (GO): protein import into mitochondrial matrix
Cellular component (GO): mitochondrial outer membrane
Molecular function (GO): transmembrane protein transporter activity
Source: RefSeq, a predicted model, not a curated record
GUGAGCGGAGCCCAGCACGGGGUCCGGGCCGUGUGAGCGCCGGGCAGCUGGGGGCGGCGGCACCCAGAGGUACCGUGCGGGGCAGCCCCCCGGCUGGGGAGCCCCUGCCCAGGGAGCCCCCUUCACCCAGCCCCCCAACCUCUGCCUGCGAGUUCGUUCUACACCGGCCCCCCAGGCCCAUCCCCCACCUAGGGCAGCCUGUGCCCCCAGCAACUGGCCCCCCGUUCCCGCUUCCCCCUCGCCUUGUGGGCAGUGAGCCCCUCUCUCCACGUCAGGGCACCCUGCCCCCCAGCCCCCCUCCCGGGCUCCGAGCCGUGCUGCGGGUGCUGGCCCCAGGGGCUGCGGAGUGGGGACACGAUCUCAGCCCAGCUCCGUGCAGGCAGCAGACCCUGCCGGGUGUCAUGUGCGUAGGGUCCCCGGGGCAGGGGGCGGCUGGGUGUGCUCUGACUGGGGAACCCGCGGCACCUGCUGAUCCCGAACUCUCCAGGUCUUUCCUCCUCGGACUGGAGGCAGGGAUUUGAGGGUGGGUUAGAGGGCGGCUGCACCCCUGCAUCCCCGGGCCAGGCGGCGCGGCCUGCGGGGUGAUGGGGAACGUGCUGGCACCAGUGGUCGACUUGCACAGACCUCUGCGCCGGGAGGAGCCGCUUACCAACCCAGGCAGCUUCGAUGAGCUCCACCGGAAAUGCAAAGAAGUCUUCCCCCAGCAGAUGGAAGGGGUGAAGCUGAUCAUCAACAAGGCCCUGAGCAGCCAUUUUCAGGUCACCCAUACCAUUCACAUGAGCACUGUCGGCCAGUCCAGCUACCACUUCAACACCACCUAUGUAGGAGACCAGCAGCUUAGCCCCACCGAGACCUUCCCCAUGCUUGUCGGGGACAUCGACAGCUGCGGGAGCCUCAACGCUCAGGUGCUGCACCUGGUGGCAGAGCGGAUCCGCACCAAGGCCAUCUUCCAGACACAACAGGCCCGGUUUGUGACAUGGCAGUUCGACGGGGAGCUCCGUGGCGAUGACUACACGGCCACACUGACACUGGGCAACCCCGAUGUGCUCAGCCAAUCAGUCAUUGUGGUGGCGCACUUCCUGCAGAGCGUGACCUCGCGGCUGGUGCUGGGCGGGGAGAUGGUGUAUCACCGGCGCCCGGGCGAGGAGGGCGCCAUCGUCACCCUGGCAGGGAAGUACACGGCUCUCAAGUGGGUGGCGACGCUGAACAUUGGUUAUGGCGGGGCCCAUGCCAGCUACUACCACAGAGCCAAUGAGCAGGUGCAGGUCGGGGUGGAGUUGGAGGCCAACACCCGACUGCAGGACACAACCUUUGCCUUCGGCUACCAGCUCAACCUGCCCCAGGCCAACAUGGUCUUCCGAGGUCUCCUGGACAGUAACUGGUGCGUGGGGGGCGUCCUGGAGAAGAAGCUGCCACCUCUGCCCGUCACCCUGGCCUUGGGCGCCGUCCUCAACCACUGGAAGAACCGUUUCCACUGUGGCUUCAGCGUCAUCGUGGGCUGAGGGGGCAGUGCCCUCGCAGGGCUCCCUGCUCUCGCCCCAGCCGGUGGGGGCAGGGCAGAGCCUGGCAUCAAGUGGAUUCUGACUGGUUUGCU